UUGAAACUUGAUUUGACAGUGGUUUUAAUUCAUUCCAGUGUGCAUGAGGCAUUGAGGACCGCCAGUAGAUUGAAGGGACUGGGAUUUCUUUAGGAGGAGGGGUGGAUUUAAAAGGAGGGAGCCAUGGCCUCCCUCCUUAUGCGUAUCUUUCGGCUGGGUGUGGAGAAAAAGCGGGUUAGGCACUAUGAAAACCUGAAGAGGGAUGUGGAUCCACAUCAGACAUGGGAGACUCUGGGUGAACUGGGGGAUGGAGCUUUUGGGAAGGUGUAUAAGGUUCAGAAUCAGACAACAGGGGUCCUGGGAGCUGCUAAAGUCAUUGAAGUACACAGUGAGGAGCAGCUGGAUGACUACAUCACUGAGAUAGACAUCCUCGCAGCAUGUCGCCAUACAAACAUUAUCUCUUUGCUGGACUCCAUGUUCUUUGAGGGCUGGCUGUGGAUCCUUAUUGAGUACUGCCCCGGGGGAGCCCUAGAUGAUAUCAUGUUGGAACUGGAAAGGGGCCUUUCGGAGCAACAGAUCAGUGAAGUGUGCUGUCAGACUCUGCAAGCUCUGUCUUACCUGCACCAACAUCACAUCAUACACAGAGAUCUGAAGGCUGGCAAUAUUCUGCUCACGAUGGAGGGACUGGUCAAACUAGCUGAUUUUGGUGUGUCGGCAAAAAAUGACAAUACCCUUCAAAAACGAUCGACUUUCAUUGGAACUCCUUACUGGAUUGCACCGGAGGUAAUAAUGUGUGAAACAUCAAAGGACAAUCCCUACAGCUCUAAAGCUGAUAUCUGGUCACUGGGCAUUACUCUGAUUGAGGCUGCUGAGAUGGACCCCCCUCAUCAUUCUCUCAAUCCCAUGAGGGUCCUACUGAAGAUCACCAAGUCUCCGCCACCCACACUUUCCAACCCUCGCCAAUGGUCGUCCCAUUUCCAAGACUUUUUGAGGAGGGUGUUGCAGAAGAACCCAGAAGCUCGUUGGGGAGCCCAACAGCUCCUGGCCCACCCUUUCUCUUACGCUGGGCGAAAUGGGCAAGCGCUUAAAGAGCUCAUCGCUGAGGCCAAAGCAGAGGUGACUGAGGUCAUAGAGGCUGAGGCUCUGUUUGACCUACAGGGUGCAGAGAAUGAGACGGUAGCAUCAGAGUCCGAGCAAACACAGCCACUACCAGUACAAGCAUUUGAAGAACAAAGACCACAUGAACCUGAGAGUCCUCAGAAGACCGUAGAUGCUGUUCCUCAAUAUCCCACCAAUCCCGAGCCAAACAAUGAGGUUAAAGUAACUCGCAGGGCCUCCCAGGCCACAGUUAAAGCCCAGACGAGAGCAAGACGUCUCUCCAUCCCUGGAAACCUGCUUUCAUUUCUGACAGGGAGCUCUCGUCGUUGCAAAUCUGGAUUCUGGGGUGACAAUUCACCUGUUCAGGAAACUAAAGACUGUGAAGAUUCCAGUGCAGUUCAAACUGUCGGAAAUUGUCCCUCGGUUUCACAAGGAGAUGACAGCCAUGACAGUGAAAACACUGACAAACCCAAAGAGCAAAUAUCUGACUUAGUUGAAGUUAAAAGUAAUGAGGCUGCUGAUGCCAAAGACAAGGAAGCUAAAGUAGAAACUGACAAGGAAGACACCAAGAUCGUAAAUAACUUAAGCACACAAACAAAGCUACCAACAAAUAUCUCUGAAGAGGAAACACUAGAUCUUUUCAAGGUGGACACUGACACAGAUGAAGUUUCAGGGCACAGUCACCAAAUAUUCUGGAAAUCCCUCCAAAAUUCUGCUAUUGUUGACAAAGCCACACUUCCAAGAACAAAACAUCCACAGAGCACACUGGUUGAAGCUUUGAGUUUGGAACAAACACUUACCAAAACGUGCAAAUGGGAUGAGGAAAGAUCUAAAAACGAGUACCUUGAUUUGGCCUGUCCUCUGAAAACUUGCAAUUCCCAUCUCACAGUAGGUAUAAACACGAGCGUGGCUGCUGAGAUGCCAUCUAGUAACUUACGUGAAGAAAUUCCUGAUCUUCAGAAAGGGCAACAGACAACUGAACCAUUAGAAAGUGACCCUGAUGAGGGAAUAAUCACAUUUGUUGAAGAAAAAACUAAGGUAGAAAUAGAAGGGCCAGAGGAAAUGGAAACCAAUGGAGGAACAGGGGAUGAAAAAAAUGAGGAAAGUUGCCCAAAAGGCACAGAUAUUAAUGGAGAUAAAGAUACAAGGACAGAAAAAGAGAAGCAUUCAGCCACCACGGAAGAGCACAUUACCAUGGAAGUAGCGGACAAGAAUGUCCACUUAGCCUCCAAUGAAAACCAUAAUAUUAUAGAGGUAGUCAAUGAUGAUGUAGACUCUAGAGAUGAAAACAACGAGAAACCUGAAAGCAGUGAAAAAGGUGAGGAACUGAAUGCUGCAACAGAUACAGGAACGGAGGAAGAAGAACAUUCAGUCACCGAGGAAAUUAUGGCACCAAUGGAGCUAGAAUCAAGAAACAAAUGCGGUGAGAACACAAGACAAUCAGAUGAGAUGGAAACACCCAUCCAAAAUGAGGAGACAAAGAUAAUUGUUUUACAAAAUUCAGAGAAAGUAACAGAGCUAACAAGUAAAGUUAAUACAGAAGAGACCAGUCCUGAGGGGGAAAUGAGUCUCAGUGGUAAUGAAGGAGAAGCUGACAGCAUUGGGAAAGUGAACUGUUCUAAAGAGACAGAAGUUUGUACUGAUUCAGAGGAACCGAACCAAGAACGUAACCAAAGGAAUUAUAUUAGCUUACAGAACAACAAAAGAGACCAAUCAAAAAGCAAAGGUGAUGAUACAAUAGAUGUGACUGGACCAAAUUUGAAAAAGCAGGUGAUGUUUGCACUUGAGGAGGACAAACAAAGGCAAGAUAAAACCGAUGAAGGGCCACUUGCAAAUGGCAUAGACGAUUCAGACUUAAUACCACCACAUGUUGGAUCAAAUGGAACCACACCUAAAGAAUCUAAUGAUGACACAAUUCCACCUCUUUCUCCAACUACGGAGCCAACUUCCCCUCCUCUGUCCCCUGGCUUUGAAGGGGACUUACACCCAAGCAGGAGGACAGUAAAGAAAACCCGAAAAUUUAUGGUGGAUGGUCGAGAGGUCAGCGUUACCACCUCCAAAGAGGUUAGUGAGAGAGACAGCAAGGAACAACAAAUGCGCUCCAACAGACGACAGGAGCUGCACGCAUUGAAGCUCUUGCAGAGGGAGGAGCAAAGAGAGCAUGUGCAUCUGGAGCAGAAACUACAGCAGCAGCGAGAACAGAUGUUUCGUCACAUAGAACAAGAGAUGACUAGCAAGAAGCAAUACUAUGACAGUGAGCUUGAGAGACUUGAAAAACAGUACCAGCAGCAAAGCAGUCAAAUGGAGGCAGAGCACACAGCCCGACUUAGAGAGGAUGCACGGCGACUCAAGGCACAACAAGAGAAAGAGCUAAACCGCAAGAGCAGUGCCCUGAAAGCUGACCCUAAAGAGGAGCAACUGUUCCUACAGAAGCAGCAGCAGGAACUGAAUGAGGCUCUGCAGAAAGGUGUUCAGGAUCAUAAGAGGAAAGUGGCAUCCAUGGAAUGGGAGAUUACAGUCAAAUCUCAGCAGCUGAAGCGAGCUCGUGAGGCAGUGAUUUGGGAGUUAGAACAGCGACAUUUACAGGAGAAGUACCACCUAUUCAAACAGCAGGUGAAGGAACAGUACUCCCUACAAAGACAGCAGCUGACCAAGAAACACAACAAGGAUAAGGAGAGAGCAUCUUGGUUCCAGCAGGUUCUUCUAGAGGAACAUAAGUCAUUGCAGGCCCAGGAAAGAGCUUCCUUUCAGAAGGCCCAGAAAGCUGAAGCCAAAGCCCAUUUGAACCAGUUUAAAGUGGAACUCAGGAAGAAAGGUCUAAGCGGUUCUGAACAGCGUCAGUGUCUCACACAGUUUUUGUCAGAGGAGGAGGCCAGACAAAAGCAGGAAAGACAGAGUCUGCAAGAGAGUCAUGAGAACCAUCUGAAAGUAGUCCAGGAACAAUGUGACGCCAGUACUGUUGAACUAGAGCAUCUUCAGAAUGAGAAGCUUCAAGUUCUUGUGGACAUGGAGAAGAAAAAGAUCAAAGCUCUAGAGGACGAGCACACCCUGGAGCUCAACGAAUGGAGAGAUAAGCUAGCAUGCAGGAAAGAGGUGCUAGAGGAAGAUCUGGCUCGUAGACGCAGAGAAAAAGAAGGACAAAGAAGACGAGGAAGUGAGCCUGAAAACCGCCAUGCAACUCGUCGCUUAAAGUUCUUUCCAAACCUAAGCUUCUCUUGACAAACAAUUUAAACGUUUUGCGUCUAAACCCCAAUGCUUUUAUGUAUAAAAUGGGUAGUUGACAAAGAACAUAGACACAAACCUUUUUUAAACAUUAGGUUAUAAUGUACCAUAUAUGUGUAUAUUGAAAUGUGUAGGUGCUGUAACUGAUUAACAUUUUCUUCAAGUCCUUCACCAUUUGUAAUGAAUUGCAUUUAAUUAAUUUUAAUUGAUAUGGAGUCAUCAUGUGCCACAUUAUACAACAAUUAGAAAACUGCAGCUACUACCCAUAUACAGUUGAAGUCAGAAGUUUACUUACAGCUUAGCCAAAUAUAUUUAAACUCAGUUCUUCACAAUUCCUGACAUUUAAUCAUAGAAAUCAUUCCUUGUCUUAGGUCAGUUAGGAUCACUACUUUAUUUUAAGAAUGUGAAAUGUCAGAAUAAUAGUAAAGAGAAUGACUUAUUUCAGCUUUUAUUUCUUUCAUCACAUUCCCAGUGGGUCAAAAGUUUAAACACAAUUUGUUAAUAUUUGGUAGCUGUUGGGCACUUUCUUCAGGAGCGGGCUUGGUUAUUAGCAAUAAUUAUGACAAAUAAUUAUUAAUUAUUAAAAACAAUUGAGCAUUUAUUAGAAUUAAUAUUAGGUUAUUGAUUGUUCAAAUCAACAAACAUCAAAGAUAAUUAUCUAUUAUCAAAAUCAAUAGAAUAUUAAUAAUGAUUAAUAUUAACAACCCUGGAAACAGGGACUAAUAACCAGACAGUAUAGCAGUCUCACUAUAAGAUUGUUCUCUUAGGAAUGUUGACGUCCAGAAAACAUCGACAUACAAAAGGAAAACGAUGAAUCCGAGCACUUGCCUACCAGCCCUUGACACAGGUGCAUGCAGAACAAUACCAAAACACUUAUCUUUAAAGGUAUAACAAAGUUUAUUAAUGCAGUAAUAUCAAUUCAAAACAGCUAAACAAUAAAUGGCUUAUUAAAUUGAAUCACCUAUAAUAAGUUCUGUUUCAUAAUCUUUUAUAUGAUCUCCCUUCGCCAUGAACGGCUACCUGAAAUAAGAAAUUGUCGCAUUUUAAGAUUAAUGGCCAUAAAAAUAGUUGUCUAUGUUCAUUGACAGAACAUAUAAAGCAGUGAUAAUUCUGUCAAACAGUCAGUGAGACUACUGUCAGCUAAGAACAGGACACUGAGGCCACAGUGGGCACAGGCUCACCAAAACAUCGCCUGGUCUGACAAAUUUGGAUUUCUGCUGAGGUACACAAAUGAUAGGCCCACUGCAGCCUCAGUUUUCUGUUCUUGGCUGACAGAAGUGGAACCCAACAUGGUCUUCUGCUUUUGUAGCCCAUCCUCCUCAAGGUUUGUCAUGUUGGGAGAAGGGAGAAGUAAUGGAACAUUUGAGCAAUCACAUUAGCGAUUCAAGUGAUUAACAGCUUGAAUAAGUUGCUUUUAUUACAGCGUGCACUUGACAAACAAACCAAAAAAUUAUAAAAAAUGUAAUCAACACAAGCAAUGCCACAGUAAAUUAAGAUAAUGCGGCUCUUACCUUUCCUUUUAGUUUUUUAAAAUAGACCAUAAAACAGACAUUGCUUUUCCCUCUGUCUCUCUAUUUCGUGCUUUGCUUCUGGUGUCUUUUGCGGUCCUGUGUCCUUUUGAAAUCCAUGACCUCACGUAUGGAAUGGGGUUAAACUGAGAUAGUGGGGGUCCAACAAGGCAGAGAAAUAGAAGUUAUGAAAUUAUGGAGGUGUGGAGAGAUGCUCGGUUGGCAUUGCAAAUUAAGUUAAUUUGAGAAAAACCCCUCUCACACUCUGCACUUGAAAUCGGAACUGUUUUGACCACAAUCAAAAGUUAUUUUAAUCCCACUGGGAUGAGCUCACCGCCGUUCUCUCGAUAUUCCCUCAAAGCCCGAAUGGCAGAUCGAGAGCUGUCAAUGCCAAUCUGUUGACAAAGUGACUCGGCCUCUUUAUCAUUAUAAAUUGCUCCGGCAUCCUGAGGCCAGUAUUCAGGAAAAAGUACUUUUAGCUCUUCAAUGAGUUUGCUGUAACCCAUUCGGUCCCUUUCUCCUCCUCCGUACAAUAGCAUGUGAUUCUCCAGGCUUCUCACCAUACUCCCCCAAAAAAACCUUGUGACCCAAACCUUUGUCUUCUCUUCAUCCUUGAUGCAGAGGAACACCUUGGAAGAUUCUGUCCUUUAUAGCAUUUUGACUGAUUUGGCUAUGACGACCUGGUCUCUCAGACAUUGCCUCAAACACUCUUGCCUCGUGACAAAUAGCUCUAUGUGCCGUGAUAAUGUUACAGUCUUGUUUUUGGAGCUCCAAGGACAGCUCGGACAAUUCUUGAAGUGCAUCAUACAUGAGGCCUAGAUUUUGGACAAAACAGUACAAAGACAAGCACUUAGCAAGGCCACUGUAGCUCGCACGAGUAACGCUGUCACGGGAAUAAUCUUCUGCUGCCUGACUGAAAUGAUUGUAGAGGGCAGGGUCAUUUUUCUAUACAGCUUUGACAGAUCUAAAACUCGACGCAACCCAUCUGUUGUCCAAGACCCGGCCAAUUUUGCACAACUGAAUAUCUUAUUCGUCAGCACAUCGUUUAAGCUCAAUUCGGUUCUUGUUUGAUGUGCUGUACAGUGUGUAGAGUUUAUCCAUGAAAAUCCUGAAAUGAUUUAUUGCCCCCAAUUCUUUAAUCGUAUCGCCGACUGCGAGCUCCAGUCGAUGCGCUGAGCAGUGCCACACUUUCAUAUUUGGAAAGAGUGAUUUAAGUCUUGCUGCCACUCCAGACUUGCAGCUGAGCAUAACUGAUGUGCCAUCGCAUGAAAGCCCUAUUAGUGUUUUAGACAGAAACUCCUGGGUAAAAUUAACACCAUCUAAUAGUUGAGCGACAAUUCCAUGGGCACUUAGGUCUUCUAGUUCAACAAAAAUGUUUUCAGGCGACUCCAUGCCAGACAGCUGAAAUCUGACAUAAAUGAUUAAAAUGUUGAGUGGUGAUAGUGUAGUGGGCUAAAGCACAUAACUGUUAAUCAGAAGGUCGCUGGUUUGAUCCCCACAGCCACCACCAUUGUGUCCUUAAGCAAGUCACGUUGCUCCGGGGGGAUUGUCCCUGUAAUAAGUGCACUGUAAGUCGCUUUGGAUAAAAGCGUCUGCCAAAUGCAUAAAUGUAAUGUAAAUGUAAAGCACUCUUUCUGCUUAAGCUAGUUGCUUCAUCAAGAAUGAGACCAAUCUUAGAGUGCAGAAUUAUUCCCAUGUCGAGACAUUUUACUCCUGGCAAUCAAUUUCACUCUCGAAGCAUACGCUGGUCUGUGGCGCUUCGCUUCCUUGUAGACUGUUCGAAAAAUUCUUGCAGUAGUGUUCACGUCAUCGGAUAGGUUAUUUAAUAUAGUUGUUUGUAACGAGUCUUCUUUUGCCUUUUCGAAAAUGCUAAGUGCUGCAGUGUGUGCCUUCGCUCUGAGAAUGUUCAAAAACUUUUUUCCUGAGUGCCCUCUGUUGUUUUUUUAAUCUCUGUGGCAGAAAACGUUACAGAGCAUGUCACCCACUCUUUGGCCAGUUUCAUUCCUGCCGAUUUUUCGGGACCCAGGCUUCAAACCUUUUCGCAAACAGCGCAGCCCAGAUGCGGCGACCCCUCCAUGACAAGCCAAGGAUAUGAUGUCUUUUUUGUUUUAAACUGCUGCUUUGGUCCAUAUUGCCUCCAUUCUUUGACCUUCUCCAGUGUUUGUCUGCUCACCUCCACAUGCUUCUUCCCCCAACCCGCCAGAGCUCUCCGCAGUUGUCGACUUGCUCUGUUCCUCGCAGGUGGUUUCUUGCUCUGUGUUAACAUCAUUAGCUGAUGAACUUGCACCUUUUCUAUCAGUGGGAUCUAUAAUAACUCUUGUCUGUUUGGUUUCAGACAUUGGGCCCAGUCUAAAUUAAUACAUUUUCGCCAUCGUUCCGCAUCUCCAAUUAAACAAUAUGACCUGAAUAAGUAGGUGUUCAUGUGUACCUAAUAAAGUGGCCAAAGAGUGUGUAUAUAUAUAUAUAUAUA
This is a messenger RNA of Xyrauchen texanus (razorback sucker), 8238 nucleotides long. Its product is annotated as serine/threonine-protein kinase 10. Gene Ontology annotation, molecular function: protein binding; ATP binding; protein serine/threonine kinase activity. Lineage: Eukaryota; Metazoa; Chordata; Actinopteri; Cypriniformes; Catostomidae. Bases 124 to 4257 code for a protein of 1377 amino acids. Gene Ontology annotation, biological process: protein phosphorylation. The transcript has 17 exons. The record is from RefSeq and is a predicted model, not a curated record.